Molecule: messenger RNA, 1804 nt
Organism: Rhopilema esculentum
Lineage: Eukaryota; Metazoa; Cnidaria; Scyphozoa; Rhizostomeae; Rhizostomatidae
Product: PCI domain-containing protein 2
Biological process (GO): poly(A)+ mRNA export from nucleus; post-transcriptional tethering of RNA polymerase II gene DNA at nuclear periphery; transcription elongation by RNA polymerase II
Cellular component (GO): transcription export complex 2
Molecular function (GO): RNA binding; double-stranded DNA binding
Source: RefSeq, a predicted model, not a curated record
AAUCAAUACACCCUUUCUCAACGAAAUGCAUUUGCUAUUGCUAUAGCAUUUGAUCUUGGCAUGUUCAUGUGUUCAUAUUUGUAGGGACUUUCCCGCGAAAUAAUCUCCUUUCCAUUUUCGUGAAAAGAGGCUUCUAUUUCAAACAUGGCGCACACGAGCAGCGGGCAAUAUUUAAAAGAGGUUGAAGAUGCAAUCUCAAGCAAAGAUGGUGAUACUUGGGGUGAAUUGAUGUCUUAUAAGCAUGCCCAUGUUGCCAACCCUAGGCUUCAGUUGGAGAAUAGCAUAUCUCUGUGUCAAAAAUGGUUUCCAUCUCCUUACGAUGAAAUGGUUGCUGCACACUUGAGAGGUGUUUGGGCUGUCAGUGGCAAUGAUUAUGUGGAGGCAUAUGCAUCACAAGCUGUUGUGGUGCAAAAUUUCUUGAAAAUUUUCCAAUCAAUGAAAGAAGAAAAUUGGGUAUUGCCUGUUCUUUACACUGUUGCUGUUGACCUCCGACAGUUUGCUUUAAAUGCUGAUCGUCAGUUAGCUAAAGUAAAUCGUGGUAAAUUUGGCGAGAAUCUGGAAAAAGCAGCAGAAGCACUCAUGAAUUUGUUUAGAGCCUGUGUUAGUGAUACGAGGGCACCGCUUGAAAAAUCGAAGAAAUGGGGAAUGCUUGGCAUUGUCAAUCAGCUGUUUAAAAUUUAUUUCAAGAUAAACAAGCUUCAGCUGUGCAAACCGAUGAUUCGUGCGAUUGACAGUCUUUCAUUCAAGGACCAGUUCAAAGUUGCUCACCUCGUCACUUAUCGAUUCUUUGUUGGCAAGAAGGCCAUGUUCGACAGUGACUAUAAAUUAGCAAAUGAUUAUCUGACGUUUGCAUUUGACCACUGCCACCGUCGCAGUUUUAGGAAUAAAAGACUGAUUUUGAUUUAUCUUCUUCCUGUAAAAAUGCAGCUCGGAAGGAUGCCCAGUAAGAAACUUCUACACAAGUACAAGCUAGAUCAGUUUACUGACGUUGCAAAAGCAGUUUGUGUUGGCAAUCUUUUACUCCUGAAUCAGGCACUAGAGAAAUACCAGACCUUCUUUAUACGGUCAGGAAUUUACCUAAUUCUGGAGAAGCUUAAGAUAAUAACAUACAGAAACUUAUUCAAGAAGACAUGCCUCCUUAUGAACACUCAUCAACUACCAAUAGAAGCCUUCAAAGUUGCACUGCAUUACAUGGGGGCAACUGAUGUGGACACAGAUGAAGUCCACUGCAUACUUGCAAACCUUAUACACAUGGGGUAUUUGAAAGGAUAUAUUUCCUAUCAGCAUCAAAAACUGGUUGUUAGCAAAAAAGACGCAUUUCCAAGCCUAGCAACAUUCUUAUGAGUUUGGAAUCAGAAGAAAAACAUCCAUUAUCCGCAGAGGAGCUUAACAUGUUCUUCAAGCUGUCAGAGAGUUAUAAAGAAGACUUCAACAAAAUCUGUUUUGGAAGUCAUGUUUUCUGCGCCAUGGUGACGAGAGGAUCGUACUGAGAUACUAAAUGAAAAAACGAAAGAGAGCAAAUGAAAGUAGUAACUCGUGGAUAAAAGAACUGUUUUCUACUUAGGUUUUUAUAAAUUUACCAUAACCAGCAGGGGAAAGACAGCCUUUUAUUGUUUAUCAUUCGGCCUGCAGUACGUUUCACCGCACACUUAGAGCAAGGUUUUCAGUAAAACUCAGAGGAUAUAAUGAAGCUUCUUUGCCAAAAAGCUAUUCUUUUAACUGCUUUGAAUGUUUCUAUGCAGUGCCGCAAGUCGUAAAGGUUUUAAAGUCUCACCCAUGAUUUCGAGAUAUUAGAAAUAGUUUA